GCAGUGUAGGGGACACGACACAGCACACCGGCAACCGCAGUUACCGCACCCUUCCUUUUAUACAGAGGGCGGAAUCUUCUCCGCUGCCCUCCAGCCUGACACCGCCCGGUUCUGUGACGCUGCCGAAAGUCGCUCUGCGCCGACAUUGCUAUAUGAAACGUCAGUGGCGCGCGACUACUGGCCGCUUCACAGCACCGAGCGGCAGGGGUCAGUGCUGCGCUACUCUCGGCCCCGUCACAGCACCGGGGAUUGUAGCCGGGCGAAGUGGCCGAGACACUGAGCGUGAAAAGAACAUUGACAGAUACUGUACUGACUGAGCAUUUCAUGCCUGCCUUGCAGCACCGAAACGUCGGCCUUGCUUAGGCAUUCUGUAAUUCUUUUAUAUGCUUCAGUAAAAACUUCUAUUCAAAUUUGAGUGCCGCAGUCUCCACGUUUGCUAUCCAUCAUCUUUACUGAAGGCACCAGGAAGCAACUUUUCCAGCACGGAGUGACGCCUAAUUUCUAUUCAUCCACAAACGACAGAGUGAGGAGAGAUGCCCACUGAAAGUGGAAGCUGGGCAGCUGCGCGGCAGACGAAGCAGAAACGUAAAUCUAACAGUCUGACUUUAAAACGGACAAACAGCUCUGAGCAAGAUCGACCCAGCUUACAAAGAGACAUGCUGGAGGGACAGGAUUCCAAGCUACCAUCAUCAGUGCGAAAUACACUCAUGGACCUUUUUGGGCAAAUAGAACGGGAAUUUGAGAACCUCUACAUUGAGAACUUGGAAUUGCGACGUGAAAUAGACACAUUGAACGAACGUCUGGCAGUAGAAGGGCAGACAAUUGAUGGAGCGGAAUUAAGUAAAGGUCAAAUGAAAACAAAAGCUAGUCAUAGUACCAGUCAGCUGUCACAGAAGUUGAAGACAACUUAUAAAGCAUCAACUAGCAAGCGCUCACAUUUCUCAGACAAGGCACGCCGAUCUCAUAACUCCAGAGUGCGAAGCUGGGAAAUAUGGGGUGGAGACUCCUGGAUUGUCUCCAGCUUCAAAACCACAACCUCUCGAGCGAUCUGCCAGUUGGUGAAAGAUUAUGUUGGCCACAGAGAUGGGCUUUGGGAUGUCAGCGUUACACGGACACAGCCGGUUGUGCUGGGGACAGCUUCUGCCGAUCAUACAGCAUUACUGUGGAGCAUCGAGACAGGAAAAUGCCUUACCAAGUAUGUUGGCCAUGUUGGAUCAGUAAACUCGAUAAAAUUUCACCCCACAGAUCAAUUGGCAUUAACAGCAUCUGGGGACCAGACGGCUCACAUCUGGCGCUAUAUGGUGCAGUUACCCACUCCACAACCGACUGCAGACACCAGCAUUUCUGGAGAGGAGGAAGUGGAGUUUUCAGAUAAGGAUGAACUUGACCCAGACGGAGAUAUCUCCAGUGAUUGCCCUACAAUCCGAUCCCCCUUAACAUCACUUAAAAGCCAUCAGGGUGUGGUCAUAGCAGCUGACUGGCUGGUUGGUGGAAAGCAAGCAGUCACCGCAUCAUGGGAUAGAACUGCCAACUUGUAUGAUGUAGAGACAUCUGAGCUUGUCCAUUCUCUUACAGGUCAUGACCAGGAGCUAACGCACUGCUGUACACAUCCCACACAACGUCUCGUAGUGACUGCUUCCCGGGACACAACUUUCCGCCUGUGGGAUUUCAGAGACCCCUCAAUACAUUCUGUGAAUGUCUUCCAGGGCCACACAGAUACUGUGACUUCUGCGGUAUUCACGGUGGGGGACAAUGUUGUGUCAGGAAGUGAUGACCGCACUGUGAAAGUUUGGGAUUUAAAGAAUAUGAGAUCACCCAUCGCCACCAUUCGUACAGAUUCUGCUGUAAACAGGAUUAGUGUUUCUGUCAGCCAAAGGAUCAUCGCCCUACCACAUGACAACAGACAGGUUCGGUUAUUCGAUAUUUCUGGAGUACGAUUAGCACGUCUCCCUCGCAGCAACAGACAGGGCCACCGUAGAAUGGUCUGCUGCUCAGCUUGGAGUGAGGAUCACCCUACAUGCAACCUCUUCACUUGCGGCUUUGAUCGCCAGGCAAUAGGAUGGAACAUAAACAUCCCUGCACUGCUGCAAGAAAAAUAAACGGAAGAUUAAAAAGAAAUCUAUAUAUUGGUUGACUUUUUUUGUGUUUUUAACAUGAACAUUGUUUUCAUCUUUGCAAGCAAUUCCUGGCCUGUCGUCAUUGUGAGAUCCCAAACAUGAGUGCUUUGUAAAUGUGUUCUCAUUCUCUCAAUCUGCAUGAUGAUUCUGAGUGAAAACUAGAAAUAGGAGACUCCUUUUUCUUAGAUCAUUUUAUUAAGGACAUAUUUCAUUUGGGAUCCCAUCAGUGAAAAGCUGAUUGACUUAUGUCGCCCGGAGCACAAAGUCCUGCUUAGCUUCUGUUGUUAUCCAAGUAGAUGAGCAGUAGGGCAUUACAUUUCUGUAAAAUAAAUGUGAAUCUCAUGUCAUUGUUGUGAAGGAUGUAAUAGUCUGUUCCAUUUAUACAUAGGCAGAUUUGCCUCCUGUAUAAAGAAAAAAAAUACAUAUAAAAACACAAAGUAAAUUAUAAACUGUUACAGAAAUAAACUAUGAAAGUGUGUAUUUCACUCACUGCAUAGUUCAGCAUUAAAGAAUGUCUUAAGGCAUUCGCUCAUUCUGGUAUUAUUAGUCUGUUUUGACUCAAGCUUCAGCAUUUUACCUUAUGGGGUUUUUUUUGUUUGUUUUUUGUGUACAUUUUUAUUCUUUGUGUGUUUGAAAGAAAUUAGUUUUUGAGCCAGGGUUUUAGUCCUUUUAGAGCAGUUUUGAACAUAGUAUUAAAAUAACUGUUCUGCUGCUGUGGUUAGCAGGGCAGGGUGGAAUAUGUAGUGCCACUGGUUGCCAAAGUCUAGUUUAGAGUUAAAUAAAAUUAUAAUCUAUUGAGAACCUUUUUGAUGUGGUAGUGUUAGAGGUUGCCCAAGUUCGGUUUAGAUUUAAAAUGAUAAUAUCUCAUGUGCCUGUUCUUCUGAAAAUUGCAAUCGGGCACACAAUGUGAGUUUCAAUCACCAAAAUAUUAAAGCAGAUUUAAAGCACUUUAGCUAUGAGAUGCCGUUAUGAACAAUUUGUAACACUCUCAAAUAGCAUUUUCACUAACCGUGAGAUGACCUUGUUAGACUUUGACAACACUUAAAGCAAUUUCCAAAAAAUAAAAAGGGCUUUGACAGGUUUUUUUUCUUA
Pseudophryne corroboree (corroboree frog) is the source of this 3209-nucleotide messenger RNA. RefSeq names its product WD repeat domain 37 (gene WDR37). The transcript is spliced from 16 exons. Gene Ontology annotation, molecular function: protein binding. NCBI's taxonomy places the organism in Eukaryota, Metazoa, Chordata, Amphibia, Anura, Myobatrachidae. The record is from RefSeq and is a predicted model, not a curated record. The coding region runs from base 534 to 2099 and encodes 521 amino acids.